Apiotrichum porosum is the source of this 1506-nucleotide messenger RNA. RefSeq names its product hsp90 co-chaperone Cdc37 (gene CDC37). Gene Ontology annotation, molecular function: protein-folding chaperone binding; heat shock protein binding; protein kinase binding. The record is from RefSeq and is a predicted model, not a curated record. The coding region runs from base 1 to 1506 and encodes 501 amino acids. The transcript has 5 exons. NCBI's taxonomy places the organism in Eukaryota, Fungi, Basidiomycota, Tremellomycetes, Trichosporonales, Trichosporonaceae. Gene Ontology annotation, biological process: protein folding; protein stabilization. Gene Ontology annotation, cellular component: cytoplasm.
AUGCCGCUCAACUACAGCAAGUGGGACAACCUCGAGCUCUCUGACGACUCGGACAUUGAGGAGCACCCCAAUGUCGACAAGAAGUCAAUGAUCCGCUGGAAGCAACGCGACAUUCACGAGAAGCGCGAGCAGCGCAGGCUGCAGAUUGCCAAGCUCAAGUCCGAGCUCGACCUGAACAACGUCCUUCGCCCGCGCAUUGAGACUGUUAUCAACGCUCUCGAGUCCAAGGGCGUGGACGGCUACCGUGCCGUUCAGCGCCGGAUCAAGGAAUCCCCCUCGGACGAAAAGCCAGCAACCAACGCGCCCAACCAGCCUACAUACGACAUGAUGCUUGGCCAGCUGCUCGGCGACGUGUGGCGCGAGGCAGCGUGGCUCGUUGACGGCGACGCCAACGUUGUGAACGGUGGCGUCUUUAUCAAGGGCAGGAAGGUCGACGAGAAGUCUGGCGAGCCCGCGUGGUCCACCGACGCUACGGUCCCCGACGCCAAGAAGGAGGUGAUGGGCGCUGCCCUCACUGAGCGUCUCAAGUUCCAUGUCUCGCUCCUCCACAAGCGUGACGGCGAGAUUGCCAAGGAGAUUGAACACGAGGAGCAUGAGCAGAAUAAGAGGAUUACCAGCGAGGACAUGCACGAAGGCUGGAGUUCGAGCAGUGUCACCAAGGCCGGUCCUAGCCCUCUGGACAAGCCCAAGGCUGCGCCCAAGAAGGAGACGGUCGAGACUAUCGAGGUCCUCAACCCUGGUGCCAGCUCCUCUUCCGCUCCGGCAAAGGCCGCUACCGGAGACGACGACGACGACGAUGACUCGCUCACCCCGCUCACCGACGCUGCGCGUGACUUUGCCAACAUUCCCCUGGGCGCCUUUGAGCAGUCCUAUCAGUUCAUUCAGAAGGACGCGUCAGUGCUCACCGAGGCGACCCACGACGCCAUGCUUCUCGAGGCGUUUGAGGCAGAGCGCAGGGGCGACAAGGCCCUCGCCAAGCGCUGUGUUCACCAAUCGCUUCUCAUCAACUAUUGUCGCGAGCUGGGCCGUGAUGGUGUCGGACUCUUCUUCCAGAGGAUGAUCACCAAGAACCCCAAGUCGCUGAAGAUGUUUGCCGACGACUUUACCCGCACGUACGGCCACGUCGAGCGCAGGUCACGCGAGCUUGCCGAGGAGGCAGCCAACGACAAGGGAGUGGAGGUGAUCCAGCUCGUGUCCGAGGACCCCAGUGUCAAGAUUGGCUUUAACAUUCCCGACGGCCCUCCUCCCGCGGAGCUGCGUAUCGAGGGCGAGGGCGCCGACGAGCUCGACAUGGACCAGGUGCGCGCCUUUUUGAAUCGCAAGUGGGAGAUCUUUGAGGGCUUCCCACAGGACCUCCAGAAGGCUCUCCAGUCCGAAGAGCUCGAUGCCGUCAACAAGGUUCUGGGCGACAUGAAGGUCUCUGAGGCUGAGAAUGUCGUCGAGCUGAUGCAAGAGGGGGGCAUGCUCAGCUUUAGCGAGGAUGGCGUGCGUGACAUGACCAAGUGA